GUUAUGAUUGCAGCUCGUGUUCCAGCGGUUCCUUAAUGCUUUGCGGCGGUAUCUGUGGCCGGACGUCCCUUUCUGAGGGUACCGCAGAGAUUGUACAUGCAGAAGAUGCGCGCUGACUUGGCAGUUCGGUUCUGCUUUCCUACCGUGCUCCAUACAGCACGCUUGGAUCCGCCUUGCUGCCCCCAUAGCGCUGCUUUACACGUAUCUCUCAGGGCUCCAGGCUGAGAGCAAUGGAGAGUUCUUGGUAAGACAUGUCGUGGAUCAGAGAAGGCGAGCUGACCAUCAUUGAGAGGUUUUGUGCCAACAUAAUUAAGGCAGGCCCAAUGCCCAAGCAUGUUGCCUUCAUCAUGGAUGGCAAUCGCCGUUAUGCCCAGAAGUGUCAUGUGGAGAGACAGCAAGGACAUCUGCAGGGCUUUGAUAAGCUGGCACAGACACUGCGAUGGUGUUUAAAUCUGGGUAUUCGGGAGGUCACUGUUUAUGCCUUUAGUAUUGAGAACUUUAAACGAUCCAAGGAGGAGGUGGAUGGACUAAUGGAUCUGGCAAGGCAGAAAUUUAGCCGCCUUUUGGAAGAACAGGAGAACCUGAAGAAGCAUGGUGUGUGUAUCCGUGUCCUAGGGGACUUGCCACUUCUACCCUUGGAUGUUCAGGAACUGAUUGCCCAAGCUGUGAUGGCAACCAGGAACUACAACAAGUGCUUUCUGAAUGUCUGCUUUGCAUACACAUCAAGACAUGAAAUCAGCAAUGCUGUCAGGGAGAUGGCCUGGGGGGUGGAGCAAGGACUGCUCGAACCCAGUGAUGUGUCUGAAUCAUUGCUUGACAAGUGUCUGUACACCAGUAACUCCCCUGACCCAGACCUCCUGAUUCGAACCUCUGGAGAGGUUCGGUUGAGUGAUUUUCUUCUCUGGCAGACAUCCCAUUCAUGCCUGGUGUUUCAGUCAGUGUUGUGGCCAGAGUAUUCCUUUUGGAACUUGUGUGAGGCUAUCCUUCGGUUCCAGAUGAACUAUAAUACAUUACAGAAGGCCAGAGACUCCUACAUGGAGGAAAGGAAGCAACAACAGAUGGAAAGGGAUCAGGCUUAUGUGACAAAGAAGCUGCAGCAGGAGGGUUUUGCAUCCCAUGGAGAUUCUCAGCGCCGACGGACACUGUUGCAAAAGUGCACUGCCAUGCGUGAAGAGAGAAUCCAGAGCUUUCUACAGGCACUAGAGCACAAGAGAGCGGACUUCUUUGAAAGAUUAUGUACAGUGUCUGCAUGAGACACAUGCUGGGUGGCCUACUUGGGAGGGCAAUUGUGUUAGAAUAGCUGCUGCCCAGAGGAAUUCACUUGGUGUGGUUCUGCUGUGGGGAUGCAGGGCUGCCAUAAGAUGUUGAAUCCCCACUGACCCUAUCAAAGGACAGGGACAGAGUACUGUGAACCUUUCUAGUUCUGUGAAUGUUGCUGAGGGAGGUAAUUAUGUCCUGCUAUAUUGCCACCCUGUCCCUGAUGGUAGACGGAGAAUACACACACCUCACUAUAUCUCCACUGCUUGAUGUUUUGGUGACAAGAAAUUAACUAAAACAAGCCUCCCAUUCUAUUGAGUUUCUAAUGAAUUAACCCAGGCAAACCAUUUCAUUCAUUUACUUUGUAGUAGUAAAUCUGGUGAGAUUUCCUCUGUGUUCCCAUCCAACUGCCUUUCUCAACAGAGAGGAUGCUUCCUGGUAUGUAAGAGAGCCCUAUGCAAAGCACUGGCAGAGAUAUUUCCCACUGCCUGCUUCGGGGCAUCAUCUUGUCUUUUCCCCCAUCUUACCAUGCAGGUUUUGAUAUAUUUGCUUUUGGUUUCCGAAGAGAUAAAGCAAGAUGUUGUCAGCCUUGCCAUAAAGGAAAAAAAAGAUAUGUCAGAACUUGAUCAAGUCCUACAAUCCUUUCCCAGCAGUGUGUGUGUGAGUGUAUGUGUGUGUGGGGGGGAGUACCCAAAUGUAGAAGGUGAUGUUGAAAUAGAGUGUGUUGAGGAAAAAGGGGUAAUGAUUUGAAGAGGCAAGGAAAAAGAAUUACUUGGGAAUUAAUGUCAUGGCUUACAAAGGAAAAGUUGGCUAAAGCCAGGUUAUAGGAAUAAUAUGCCAAAUUCCUCUGAAACCUCUUUAAAGCUAUGACUUCAGACAUCCAUUUCCAGGGAACAAAUGUAGAAAUACAGUAGCCAAAAUCAGCCUCUGACCCCAGACAAAAUGGUCUGAUUGCCAUAUAACUGACUUCAGUGGGAGUGGCCAGAGCAGCUGUGGAGUGCUGCUUCUCCAGUCUCUUUUAGCAGGGAGGUGGACUAGCUAGUUUCCAAGAUUGAUUCCAUCUCUAAUUUUUCCUGGUUUCUGUCCAUGCAUUGGAAAACAUAACAGGAAGUGUUGUUUCUGAUGCACAUACAGGUGCAGCACUAUCAGCUAUUGCUGUUUUCAAAGUAUUCUUUUUUUUUUUUUUACCUCCAGGUGAAAAUGAGAAAACACAAACUUAAAAGGACUUUUACGUACUGCAAACUCAGCAUUUUGAAUGUGAUUGUGAAGAGGAUAACUACAUUGUCAAUCAGUGAAUAAAGUAUAUUCAUACCAAAUUAUUUUAAAAACAA
Molecule: messenger RNA, 2588 nt
Organism: Coturnix japonica (Japanese quail)
Lineage: Eukaryota; Metazoa; Chordata; Aves; Galliformes; Phasianidae
Source: RefSeq, a predicted model, not a curated record